This is a messenger RNA of Oryza brachyantha (malo sina), 1545 nucleotides long. Its product is annotated as mitogen-activated protein kinase kinase 5-like. Gene Ontology annotation, biological process: protein phosphorylation. NCBI's taxonomy places the organism in Eukaryota, Viridiplantae, Streptophyta, Magnoliopsida, Poales, Poaceae. Gene Ontology annotation, molecular function: protein serine/threonine kinase activity; ATP binding. The transcript has a single exon. The coding region runs from base 150 to 1241 and encodes 363 amino acids. Gene Ontology annotation, cellular component: cytoplasm. The record is from RefSeq and is a predicted model, not a curated record.
CCCGAUCGGCCGCCUCCUCUCCGCGCCGCGAGCCCACCACAAACACACGCACCGACGCGAGCCAGCCAAUCAAGCCGCCGCCGCCGCCGCCGCGCGGGCAGGGAGGGGGAACCCACUCGCGAACGCCUGCCUCCGGUCUGCGCCGCGCGAUGCGACCGCACGGGCCGCCGAACAUGCGGGCGGGGCUGCAGCAGCAGCACCAGCCGGGCACGCCGGGGCGGCCGCGGCGCCGCCCGGAUCUCACGCUGCCGCUGCCGCAGCGGGACCUGACGUCGCUCGCGGUGCCUCUGCCGCUGCCGCUGCCGCCUUCGUCGGCGCCGUCGUCGGCGUCCUCGUCCGGGUCGUCCUCGCUCGGGGGCGUCCCGACCCCGCCGAAUUCGGUGGGGUCCGCGCCGCCGGCCCCGCCGCCGCUGACGGAGCUGGAGCGCGUCCGCCGUAUCGGGAGCGGCGCGGGCGGGACGGUGUGGAUGGUGCGGCACCGCUCGACGGGCCGGCCCUACGCGCUCAAGGUGCUCUACGGCAACCACGACGACGCCGUGCGGAGGCAGAUCACGCGCGAGAUCGCCAUCCUGCGCACCGCCGAGCACCCGGCCGUGGUGCGGUGCCACGGCAUGUACGAGCAGGCCGGCGAGCUCCAGAUCCUGCUCGAGUACAUGGACGGGGGAUCCCUCGAGGGCCGCCGCAUCGCCAACGAGGCCUUCCUCGCCGACGUCGCGCGCCAGGUGCUCUCCGGGAUCGCCUACCUCCACCGCCGCCACAUCGUACACCGCGACAUCAAGCCCUCCAACCUUCUCAUCGAUUCCAGGAACCGCGUCAAGAUCGCCGACUUCGGCGUCGGCCGCAUCCUCAACCAGACCAUGGACCCCUGCAACUCCUCCGUCGGGACCAUCGCCUACAUGAGCCCCGAGCGCAUCAACACCGACCUCAACGACGGCGCCUACGACGGCUACGCCGGCGACAUCUGGAGCUUCGGCCUGAGCAUUCUCGAGUUCUACCUGGGCAGGUUCCCCCUCGGGGAGAAUCUCGGCAAGCAGGGAGACUGGGCCGCUCUCAUGUGCGCGAUUUGCUACUCCGACUCGCCGGCCGCUCCACCCAACGCCUCCCCGGAGUUCAAGAGCUUCAUCAGCUGCUGCCUCCAGAAGAAUCCGGCGCGGCGGCCGUCGGCGGCCCAGCUCCUCCAACACCGGUUCGUCGCCGGGCCACAGCCGCAGCCGCAGCCCCUCGCGCCCCCUCCUUCAUGAUGAAUUCCGAUGGGAUUCCGGCCUUGAUACGGGCUCGGGCAUGGAUGGACGGUGGUUGGCAUUGAGACGUGGGAUCUAGGAGUGCUCUUCCUAGCCAUUUUGGGUAUUCAAGCCACCACCACAAAUUUACCGCAUCCCUCUUCUCGUUGCUGUUGCUCCUCGAAUUAAGCUCCUCUUCCCCUCCUGGACUUCUUUUUUAAUCUUUCUCCUUCUUCUUUCUUUCAAUUAAGUUCAUGUUCUUCCAAAUGAUCAUCAUAUAAUAUGGGUUGUUAAGAAAGCAAUUUCUUCUUGAUUAAUUAAUCAA